Messenger RNA from Labeo rohita (rohu), 3381 nucleotides. It is a transcript of the gene efemp1, whose product is annotated as EGF containing fibulin extracellular matrix protein 1. The record is from RefSeq and is a predicted model, not a curated record. Bases 197 to 1573 code for a protein of 458 amino acids. Gene Ontology annotation, molecular function: calcium ion binding. The transcript has 11 exons. NCBI's taxonomy places the organism in Eukaryota, Metazoa, Chordata, Actinopteri, Cypriniformes, Cyprinidae.
UCCUCGAACCCCCGAAACAAACACAUCAAACUCCUGCAGCGGGAAACAACCUGUUCACCGCUCCCACAUUCCUGCCGCGAUGGUGGCGUCAUGAAGUGUUCCGCGAACAUCACUGACAUUCCGAUACAGACAUCAAACCCUCAUCUUCCACAGGACUGAACUCCAGACUCCCGGCGCUUCUUAUAGCAGAACCAUCAUGAUGUUGGAAAUCUAUCUGGUAAUGACAGUUGCUGCCAGUGCUGUUUCUCAAGAGGCAGAAGAGCCUGUGUCAUAUACUUGCACAGAAGGCUAUGAAUAUGAUCCUGUUAAAGAGGUAUGCAAAGAUAUUGAUGAGUGCUCUCUUGUCUCUGAUGCCUGCAAAGGGGGCAUGAAGUGCAUAAACCACUAUGGUGGCUACCUCUGCCUCCCUCAGAAUGCCCAGAUUUUUGUCACUAAUGGAGACGAAUCAUCCCAGCCCACAGACCCUAUUCCCCAACCCCCUGUUAAUCCACUGAACCCCACUAACCCACAGACCUCACAAACACGCACCCAGUCAAACAACAGAGGUGUAGCAGCUGGAACCACACAGUGCAUGCCAGGUUUUACACUGGAUGAGCAAAACUACUGCCAAGAUGUAGAUGAAUGCUCUCACGGCCUACACACCUGCAGUGCAGACCAGGUCUGCUACAACACCAGAGGCUCCUACUCCUGUCAGUGUCAACCUGGAUACCAGAAACAUGGUGAACAGUGUGUGGAUAGAAAUGAGUGUAUGCAGUCACACUACUGCAUGCACAGAUGUGUUAACACCGCCGGCUCUUACUACUGUGAGUGUAAAGAUGGCUACCGGCUCGCCAGCAACAACCACAGCUGUGUAGACGUGAAUGAGUGCGAUCUGACGCAGCCGUGCCAACAUCAGUGUUUCAACCUCCUGGGCUCAUAUAUCUGUCAGUGCGAUCAGGGUUAUGAACUCGCGCCGGAUUCAGUCUCUUGUGUGGACAUUGACGAGUGCGCCUUCUCCAGCUACAUGUGCCAGUAUGUGUGUAUUAACAGCCCGGGUGGAUAUUCCUGCAUCUGCCCAGAGGGAUAUCAGCUGCAGAGAACAAGAAUGUGUCAAGACAUCAAUGAGUGUGACACAGGCCAUGAGUGUAGGGAAGAUGAGAUGUGCUGGAACUAUUACGGAGGUCAUCGCUGUUACCCUCAGAACCCGUGUCAGGAGCCUUACGUGCUGACGUCGGAAAACCGGUGUUCGUGCCAGUCUGCGAGUGCGUGUCGAGGCCUGCCGCAGUCUAUUGUCUACAAAUACAUGAGCAUUCAUUCAGAGCGCACCGUACCAGCGGAUAUCUUUCAGAUUCAAGCCACAAACAUCUUCCCCAGCGCACAGUACACCUUCAGGAUCAAAGCUGGCAAUGAUGGAGGAGAGUUCUUCCUUAGGCGGUUCAGCAGCAUUGGUGCGAUGCUGGUGUUGACCAAGUCCCUGGAGGGCCCGCAGGAGCUGACCGUUGAUCUGGAGAUGAUCACUCAGCACACAGUGAUGACCUAUCGCUCGAGCUCUUUAUUACGGCUCACCAUCAUCGUGGGACCCUACCCCUUCUAAAACUACUGCUGCUUCACACAUUUAUACACAUCCAGACUGCUUGCAAUAAAGUUACACGCAGCAACGAUGAGAUGUUAUGAACUGCUGAUUGUUCUAAUGUGUCUUUAUCUCGCAGACAACAUAAAAUAACCUGACUCUUAUUCAGGGCUCCAGACUGCCACUAAAAUGGUUGCUAAUGUGACAAAAAAUAACAUUUUAUGUCAGUAGUUUAAAAUCAGAAAACUUUAUUGGUUUUGUCAUAUUUCACCAUCGCCUGAGGCCGAGUCGCACAGGGGUCGUGGUGUAGGGAGGCUGUUUAGUGUGAUGCAUCUCUUUGAUCAACCACUGUAAAGUAUUCAUCAGCAGAAUAGAAUGGAUCAUCUUUAUAUGAAGGAUGGCUGAUUGUUAGUCAAACACAGGUAGCACAGCAUGUUUAACAAAAGCAUCAUCUAAUCAUGAGCAAAGUACAACUUCUGCUUGCUUUCAGAGUUUGUCAGUUAAAAAACACAAUAGGUUGUAACCCAAACAUCUCCAACAGGUAGACAGCAGCCGCUCUGUUAUAAAGUUCUGUGGUGGGAGCAACACGAUUGGUGCCAUGCUUCAAUAUAAUUGACAGACUUUUCCAUCACUAAACCAAAACCAUCACCAAAACAUUUUCACUGUUAUGUUGUGCAACAGUUAGACCUAGUUUUUAUACAAAUAUGUGAAAAAAUAAUGAUAAAAUAAGACGAGCUCUUCAGUAUGUCCAGCAUUGAAUUCACGUUUUAAUCGGAAAUGUUUCAGCACAAAAGCUCAUCAAGGCACUUCACAAGAAGUUUGCAUUUUUAAAUCAUCCAAAAAUAUGACCCUUUUACUUGCACUGUAAUCUUUUUCUCUGUUUUUUGGCCUUUUUUUUGUUCAAAAUUAUCAAAUAAAAUUAUUUAGUUUGAUUGUGAUCAACAUUGUGCUACAAAUGCUUCACUUUUAACUGAUCCUGGAUUAAUAAGUUGUGUUAAGUGCAAGAGGUUACAAGUUCAAAUCUUGCCUGGCCGACAGGCUUUUUUUUAUUAGAAGGAUGUCAGUAAUAGUCAUACUUAAUAAUAUUAAGAGUGUGACUGGCAAACUAAGUCUGAUUCUGCAGUUUAUUAAUAAAAAGUGACUGCAUUUGAUUCCUAAAUACACUUUAAUUCUUCAUAGUCAUGUUUAAGUCUGGAGCCCUGCUAAUUUAAGAAACAACAUUUUCACAGUGCCGUGUCUUUAUUAAAUGUUCCUGUACACGGCUGCACUUGUAAUUCAUUGAUGUGGAGGUGUACGUGAUUAAACGACUCUUAUUUGCUGACUUUGUUUAACUGUUGUCGGCCGACGUUAGUGUAAAGGUAUCUGCUUUUUUUUUUUGGAGACUUUUCAAAUUUUGGUCACUAACAGAUAUAAAACAAUGGUCAUAUGUUAACGUACAAGUUUUAAAUCUUUCGAAUGAUGUGUAUUUUGUCAGUAAACACAGAAAGCAGUGACCUCCGACAUAUUAAGUUUGGCAACCAUACUGGGUAUAGGUAUAUGCUGGUUUAGUUACAUUGUUAACCUAUGUUUUGCACCGAUGACAUUACAAUAACCUGAUUCUGCCUUCGCUUUUCCUCAUAAUGCAUCUGCUUUCAAAUAAAUAGGCUUUAGCCUGACAUUACUCAGUAGCUGAAACAUCUACAGCUCAGAGCCUAUAACAAGGAUUAAAAAAUAUGACUCUAAAAUUCUGUUAUGGGACUUUUUGGACUUUAAUAAUACGUCAUUUUUAAUUGUGGACCAUGAUUAUUUGAAUGCUGAACAAAAACAGUUAAAAAUAAAGGGAACUACAUCUA